UGAUUUUGCCGGCCGACGAUGGCUAUGAUAUGAUGCGGUUCCCUCUCAUCAUGGAUGCCGGAUGGUGGUUAUGACUCGUUACUGACUUAGUGAGCUUUUAGGAAGGGAAAGUGCCACGGGCACGAUAACCACCAUGCGACACAGGCAACACAACGGUUUUACAACGGGAACGAAGGCUUCGACGACCAGGACGCCGGAGGACGCUACGAGCCACGGCAGUCUCGCUGCUGCUUCGCUGGAUCGAACCGGAUCACUACCUCUUGCGUAGCCGGCGCGCCUCUCCGCAGAGGCUUGCGUUCACCUCACCUCACCUACACGGCGCACAUGGAAGGCGCGAUGGGGUGGCAGCUGCCCUCCGCAGAACGGGUGGUCACGGGCAGACUGUGGGACGCGGUGCUGCAUCGGGCGGCUCGAGGGACGCUGGAGGUGCAUUGCCGACGCUGCGUCGAUGCAGGCGAGCAUGCACAUGUGGUGUUGACGACAAGAACGGGUUUGGUGGGAGGUUCUGCGCGGGGAAAUGCGGGAGUGGCCCGUCGCGUCCCUAAAGCGUUAGCGUGCCUGCCCAAGCCCAAGCGAAUCCCACCUCAACGUCGGCCUGCUCGCAAACAUCCCUCCUUCACUCUCUUCCCCGGCUGCUGCCCUCGCGGACGCCGGCGGUGCUGGCGCGCACUUGCUUCACUUUUAUUGUUCGCGCUCACCACCUCGGAGCAACCGCCGCGCCGCUCCCAGCGGGCCGUGCGCCAUCACUCCCCGCUCUUAUUCGCGGCACGCGCACUCCACGGAUUGGACAGCUUCAGCCCCCAUCGCAGAGCACAGCGGCUACUUCGUCACAACCAAAACACGGCCAAUCAUGGUGUAUGAAAAUCGUCGUUACAUCAUUAAAGCAAUGGCUAAGGUAUAUGAAAAUCAAGCGACGGUAUGAGGUAACGCCCGGCCCAUCUCCUUUGGCCCGUC
Paraphaeosphaeria sporulosa is the source of this 954-nucleotide messenger RNA. RefSeq lists its product as uncharacterized. The transcript has a single exon. Bases 325 to 861 code for a protein of 178 amino acids. NCBI's taxonomy places the organism in Eukaryota, Fungi, Ascomycota, Dothideomycetes, Pleosporales, Didymosphaeriaceae. The record is from RefSeq and is a predicted model, not a curated record.